This is a messenger RNA of Arabidopsis lyrata subsp. lyrata, 1527 nucleotides long. RefSeq names its product UDP-glycosyltransferase 75C1. Lineage: Eukaryota; Viridiplantae; Streptophyta; Magnoliopsida; Brassicales; Brassicaceae. The record is from RefSeq and is a predicted model, not a curated record. The coding region runs from base 46 to 1407 and encodes 453 amino acids. The transcript has a single exon. Gene Ontology annotation, molecular function: UDP-glycosyltransferase activity.
GUUCUUUCUUUUACUAAAACUUACAACAUAUUCAAAACAUCUAAAAUGGCCACUUCCAUCAAUGGUUCCCGUCGUCCACACUACUUGCUUGUAACAUUCCCGGCGCAAGGUCACAUAAACCCGGCGCUCCAACUAGCCAACCGCCUCAUCCACCACGGCGCAACCGUCACAUACUCCACUGCCAUCUCUGCUCACCGUCGUAUGGGCGAGCCACCUUCCACAAAAGGCUUAUCCUUCGCUUGGUUCACCGAUGGAUUUGACGACGGUCUCAAGUCCUUAGAAGACCAGAAAAUCUACAUGUCCGAACUCAAACGCUGUGGUUCAAACGCCCUAAGAGACAUCAUCAGAGCCAAUCUUGAUGCCACAGAGCCUAUCACCGGCGUAAUCUACUCUGUUCUCGUCCCGUGGGUCUCCACGGUAGCGCGUGAGUUUCACCUCCCUACUACACUUCUCUGGAUUGAACCAGCUACUGUACUAGACAUCUACUACUACUACUUCAACGCGUCCUACAAACAUCUCUUCCACGUUGAACCGAUUAAAUUACCGAAACUGCCACUAAUCACCACCGAAGACCUCCCGUCGUUUCUUCAACCGUCGAAGGCAUUACCGUCAGCUCUUGUGACUCUAAAAGAGCACAUCGAAGCUCUCGAAUCCGAAUCAAACCCUAAGAUCCUCGUGAACACUUUCUCUGCUUUAGAACACGAUGCUUUAACCUCAGUGGAGAUACUCAAAAUGAUUCCAAUCGGACCGUUGGUUUCUUCCUCCUCCGACGGUAAAACCGAUCUUUUCAAAUCUUCCGACGAGGAUUACACGAAAUGGCUAGAUUCGAAGCUCGAGAAGUCAGUGAUCUACAUUUCCUUAGGCACACACGCCGAUGAUUUACCGGAGAAACACAUGGAAGCGCUUACUCAAGGCGUGUUAGCCACAAACAGACCAUUUUUAUGGAUCGUGAGGGAGAAAAAUCCAGAAGAGAAGAAGAAGAAUAGGUUUCUUGAAUUGAUCAGAGGAAGUGAUCGAGGAUUGGUGGUGGGAUGGUGUUCUCAGACGGCGGUUUUGGCGCAUUGUGCGGUGGGAUGUUUUGUGACUCAUUGUGGUUGGAAUUCGACGUUGGAGAGUUUAGAGAGUGGUGUUCCGGUGGUUGCGUUCCCGCAGUUUGCUGAUCAGUGUACGACGGCGAAGCUUGUGGAGGACACGUGGAGGAUUGGAGUGAAGGUGAAGGUUGGAGAGGAAGGAGGUGUGGAUGGAGAUGAGAUUAGACGGUGUUUGGAGAAGGUGAUGAGUGGCGGAGAGGAGGCGGAGGAGAUGAGAGAGAAUGCGGCGAAGUGGAAGGCGAUGGCUGUUGAUGCGGCGGCGGAAGGUGGACCGUCGGAUUUGAAUCUUAAGGGUUUUGUGGAAGAGGAUGAGUAAGCCUAAUGGGUUUUAAAUUUUUAAGGAUAAAGAAGUUUAAGGAUGUAUCUUUAUCUUAUUUGAAUAAAGAACAAACAUAGUAGAGUAGCAAUCAGCUUUUUCUGCUUUUCAUUCUCUGUU